This is a messenger RNA of Fopius arisanus, 805 nucleotides long. RefSeq lists its product as uncharacterized. The transcript has 2 exons. Bases 381 to 728 code for a protein of 115 amino acids. The record is from RefSeq and is a predicted model, not a curated record. NCBI's taxonomy places the organism in Eukaryota, Metazoa, Arthropoda, Insecta, Hymenoptera, Braconidae.
ACAGAUGGAAUUUAAAAAAUUUUUAUCUCAUUUUUAAGCCUUGGGGAAUACCGUUAAAAUGAGAGAUAAUAUUGAAAAUUUCACUCUGCCUAUUUUUAGAUAUUUGAGAUUCAAUCCGGAAUUGUACUGCAGGUUAGAUUCGAAGAUGUGGCAACAGUGUCAGUGGCUUUGAGAGAGUCAAACAAGUUUCUCCCGUGAUUUUAUAAUUAUCGAAAUUUUUUUGGGUUGAUUCGUGAAUAAAUUAUCGCGGGAAUGUUUUUUUUAUAAUCAUUUGAAAAUCGAGUUUUUCAUUGGAUGCGUCAGAGAAUUGUGAAAGGAAACGAGAAAAGUGGGAGUACAAGAAUUUGUUUUGGUUAGGUUUGUCGUUAUAAAAUAGCAAAAUGAGAAGGUGGCUGAGAAAUUUCGUCAGGAUCAAGACGAAUCCCAUGGAGAGUAAAUACGCAGCUCAGAUGAAACUUAAAUUGAGUACCCUAUAUGGUUUUGCUGUUUAUAAUGCCUUCGGAAUAUUUAUGGUACUUCUUGUUUACAAUUACUAUCCCAUGACUGCCAAAGAAAAAAAACAACAGGGGCGAUAUUAUGCAAGGUUGUGGCAGGGAGACGAUAUCACUGUUUACAGAGUCGAUGGAUUUAAAGUCAUCGAAAAAUAUGAAAUCGAAGGAACUCCAAAGCUGAUACCACACCCCUCCGAGCUCCUUGACGACGACUCCACCGGAGCUAGUGCUACAUAAUUACUCUCAAACUGACAAAAUCCUUUAUUUGUAAUACUUCAGUGUCUCAACGAUUGUAAAUAUACUUUACAAAAAUA